Messenger RNA from Benincasa hispida (wax gourd), 3582 nucleotides. RefSeq names its product calcium-transporting ATPase 12, plasma membrane-type-like. Gene Ontology annotation, biological process: calcium ion transmembrane transport. Lineage: Eukaryota; Viridiplantae; Streptophyta; Magnoliopsida; Cucurbitales; Cucurbitaceae. The record is from RefSeq and is a predicted model, not a curated record. Gene Ontology annotation, cellular component: plasma membrane; intracellular membrane-bounded organelle. Gene Ontology annotation, molecular function: P-type calcium transporter activity; ATP binding; ATP hydrolysis activity.
AUGAGAAAAUACGAAUCUACUUGCCAUGAGAUUUUGCUUCUCAACAUCAGCACAGCUCGAAGGAGAUGGAGAUUUGCCUUUGCAGCAAUAUAUUCAAUCCGGGCCAUGCUUUCUCUUGCAGUGACCAAAAGAAAUGGCCAUUACAAUUUACUCAACUUUGAGAACUUGCAGGAAGAUUCUUAUGUGGAACAAAUAAUCUGCACCAAAGAUGAUCAGAAAAAGCUGAUUCAAAUGGUGAAGAACAAAGAUAAAGAAGCUUAUCAUGAGCUUGGAGACGCUGCAACAAUUGCAGCUUCUCUUGGAACGAAUCCGGAGAAUGGAAUCAAGGACAAUGGUGAUGUCAUGAAUGAACGGCGUCAAGUAUUCGGUUCUAACACUUACCACAAGCGGCCUCCGAAGAGUUUCUUUCAUUUUGUAGUGGAAGCUUUCAAGGACACCACCAUCCUUAUUUUACUUGUAUGUGCGGCUCUUGCGCUUGGGUUUGGAAUAAAAGAACAUGGAGUUCAAGAAGGAUGGUAUGAAGGAGGGAGCAUAUUUGUUGCUGUUGCAUUGGUAGUUGUUGUGUCUGCAACAAGUAACUUCAGACAGGAGGUUCAAUUCGAGAAGUUGUCAAAAAUAAGUAACAACAUCAGAGUGGAGGUACUAAGAGAUGGAAGGCGCAUACAAGUUUCCAUAUUUGACAUUGUGGUUGGAGAUGUCAUAGUUCUAAAGCUUGGGGACCAAAUUCCAGCUGAUGGGUUGUUCUUGAGUGGCCAUUCUUUGCAGGUGGAUGAGUCAAGCAUGACAGGAGAGAGCGAUCAUGUGGAACUCAAUACAACAGAGAACCCUUUCUUACUGUCUGGAACAAAAGUAGUCGAUGGCUAUGGUCAAAUGCUGGUGACAUCAGUGGGAAUGGACACAGCAUGGGGUGAGAUGAUGAGCUCCAUCUCUCGGGAUUCCGAGGAGCAAACACCAUUGCAAGUUCGUCUUAACAAAUUAACCACUUCUAUAGGAAAGGUAGGCUUGUCAGUUGCUUUGCUGGUCCUUCUUGUCAUGUUAGCACGCUAUUUCACUGGAAACACAAAGGAUGAUUUUGGGAACACAGAGUACAAUGGUCGAAAAACGGACAUAGAUGAUGUGCUCAAUGCAGUUAUUCGUAUAGUUGCUGCUGCAGUAACCAUAGUGGUGGUUGCAAUCCCUGAAGGCCUGCCAUUGGCUGUGACACUAACACUUGCUUACUCUAUGAAGAGAAUGAUGGCAGAUCAGGCAAUGGUGAGGAAACUAUCGGCUUGUGAAACAAUGGGAUCAGCAACUGUGAUUUGCACUGACAAAACAGGUACUUUGACAUUAAACCAAAUGAAAGUAACCAAAUUCUGGCUUGGCCAAGAGUUCAUUGAGGAAGAAAACUCUUCCAAUACCAUAGCAGAGGCUGUUCGUGAGUUGAUAAAUCAAGGAGUUGGCUUGAACACAACUGGUAGUGUCUAUCGAUCUUCACCAGAAUCCAAAACUGAAAUCUCUGGUAGUCCAACUGAGAAAGCGUUUCUAUCUUGGGCGGUUACAGAAUUUGGUAUGGACAUGGAGAAGUUGAAAAAAUCAUAUGCCAUUCUUCAUGUGGAAACCUUCAACUCAGAGAAGAAAAGAAGUGGGGUUUUGGUGAGAAAAUUGGCUGAUAACACAAUCCAUCAGCACUGCAAAGGAGCUGCCGAGAUGAUCCUCUCAAUGUGUUCAAGUUACUUUGAAAGAAAUGGGAAAACAUAUCCCUUGGAUAUUGAGAGUCGAAUAAAACUUGAGAACAUAAUCGAAGGAAUGGCAGCAAGUAGCCUAAGAUGCAUUGCCUUUGCUUAUAGACAAAUUUCAGAAGAUGAGGAAAAAAAUGGCAUACCUAAUGCCUCUAACUCAAAAGAAGAUGGCUAUACAUUAAUGGGAAUAGUUGGCAUUAAAGAUCCAUGUAGGCCAGGGGUGAAGAAAGCCGUGGAAACAUGUAAAUCAGCUGGAGUGUCCAUUAAGAUGAUCACAGGAGACAACAUUUUCACAGCAAAAGCUAUAGCCACAGAGUGUGGAAUACUAGAUUUUGAUCACAACACUGCAAGCAGAGGAGAAGUAAUAGAAGGUUCCGAAUUCCGAAACUACUCAAGUGAAGAGAGACUGCAGAGAGUUGAUCAAAUCAAGGUGAUGGCAAGAUCCACUCCAUUUGACAAACUUUUGAUGGUUCAAUGCUUGAAACAGAAAGGCCAUGUCGUAGCAGUAACUGGAGACGGCACAAAUGAUGCACCGGCUCUAAAAGAAGCUGAUAUAGGACUUUCCAUGGGCAUUGAGGGCACUGAGGUUGCAAAAGAGAGUUCAGACAUUGUUAUCUUGGAUGAUAACUUCACCACAGUAGCUACAGUCUUGAGGUGGGGAAGAUGUGUAUAUAACAACAUCCAAAAAUUCAUCCAAUUUCAAUUGACAGUCAAUGUCGCAGCUCUUACAGUUAACUUUAUAGCAGCAGUAUCAGCCGGAGAAGUUCCCUUAACAGCAGUCCAAUUAUUGUGGGUGAAUCUCAUAAUGGAUACAUUGGGUGCUCUUGCACUUGCUACUGAAAGACCCAAUGAUGAAUUAAUGCACAAGCCUCCCGUGGGAAGAACUGAGCCCCUAAUAACAAAUAUCAUGUGGAGAAACCUAUUAGCACAAGCUUUAUACCAAAUAUCAAUACUCUUAAUUUUCCAGUUCCAAGGAAGCAAUAUCUUCAAUGUAAGUGAAGAGGUAAACGAUACACUAAUCUUCAACACUUUUGUCCUCUGCCAAAUCUUUAACGAGUUCAACUCAAGAAAACUAGAAAAACAGAACGUCUUUGAAGGCAUCCUAAAGAAUCAUUUAUUUCUAGGGAUUGUGGGAGUAACAGUUGUUCUACAAGUUGUUAUGGUAGAAUUCCUAAAGAAAUUUGCAAAUACAGUGAAUCUAAAUGGUUGGCAGUGGGGACUUUGCAUUGUCAUUGCAGCGAUUUCUUGGCCUAUUGGUUGGAUUGUCAAAUUCUUUCCCGUUUCUAAUAAGCCUUUCCUUAGCUACUUCAAAUGUUUUUAAGGGUCAUCAAUUUACUAAACCUUAUUCCUCCUACAACAAAAACUUAAGCAAGUUAGAUCAAACUCUUCCAUUGGCCAAAUCGUUAGCCCAUUCAUUACUACAGUGGUAAUUUACAACUCAUUUUAUCAGCUCCCUGAGGACAAAGUACCCAGCACAGAGAGUUCAAACCAGAUUCUAAGCUAUUGGGGAGAGGUAUCCUUCUUUCAAUACUCAUCAUCAAUGAAAAAAUCCACAACUGAAAUGAGAAUCAACUUUUCAGCCCAACCUUUCCUCUCCCCAACAAAAUACAUACAUACAUAUGUACACAGAGUGAGAGAAAAAAACUGUUCAUAAUGAAAUUAUGGAAUCUAAGCAUGAAAUUAUUGAUGCCCUUCAAACAACAGGGCUUGCCUGAGAAUCUGUAUCAACAUUGCAAGAUGUAACGUAAAUCAGUUGAAUUUGUUCUAGUGAUAGCGCAUUGAAAAUUAUCAUCAAGAAUUAGCUAUAUGUAUGACUUGAUACGAAUUCUUCCUAUAUAAAAACAAAUGUUUUCUUUCUUGUUAA